AUGCAAGCAUUUAAUGUUCAAUUCAUGGAUGAUAAAUUUAACCACGCAAUCAAGAACCAGAAGUUAUUUAGUAAAGUAUUAAGCUGUUCCAAGAGUUGUUCAGGAGCUUUUCAAACUGAAGAGAGCGAGAGGAAAAUGUUGAGAAUUAUAGCAAGUUUUUGUCUCUCUCCAUAUUCUCAGUUUCUUCAAAUACCAAAGACUUUUUGUAAAAAUGUUGCAAACGGAAAAUAUUUCAGUGAAUAUCUAUGUUUCGUCAACGAAAGAUAUCUUUAA
Messenger RNA from Clunio marinus, 273 nucleotides. The record is from the annotation of a GenBank genome assembly. NCBI's taxonomy places the organism in Eukaryota, Metazoa, Arthropoda, Insecta, Diptera, Chironomidae.